Messenger RNA from Musa acuminata AAA Group (dessert banana), 551 nucleotides. RefSeq names its product light-regulated protein, chloroplastic. The coding region runs from base 61 to 465 and encodes 134 amino acids. The transcript is spliced from 3 exons. Gene Ontology annotation, cellular component: chloroplast. NCBI's taxonomy places the organism in Eukaryota, Viridiplantae, Streptophyta, Magnoliopsida, Zingiberales, Musaceae. The record is from RefSeq and is a predicted model, not a curated record.
UAAAUGGCUGUGUCUUCUCUCCCUCACCAAGCAUAGCAAGCAAACCACCUCCCAAUCAAGAUGCAGGCAGCAGCAGCUGUGUGUUUCGCUGGUUCAUUGCCCCUCAGGAGCACCAAGGCAAUCGCGCCCAGGUCAUCCAAGCCACGCAGGACCUUCCACAAGUCCAGGGUGGUCGCCGCCACCGCACCAGAGUCCUCGACCAUCGAUUACAGCUCCUCCACCUCUGUGUUUCCGGUGGAGGCUUGUGAUGUAGUUGGUGGAGAGGCGUGCAACGCGAAGAUGUAUCCUGAAGUGAAACUCGCCGCGGCGGCAGCGAGCAGCGCCGACUCCAGGGCGGCUUCGGAGGAGGCCGUCGACAGAGACUACCUCGAGUACAACGAUCCCAAAACUGUGUUCCCUGGAGAGGCAUGUGAUGAUCUCGGAGGAGAGUUCUGCGAAGCGGAGUACCAGGAUGGUGUUUACUAGGGUUUCUGUAAUCGGAAUCACAGCAUAUGAACGUGAAGCUCUGUUAAAAGAGGAACAGAAUAAAAGCUCGAACUAUGUUCAUGAUA